CCCAGUCCGAGUCGAGUGUGCGCCACGCUCGCAAUCUCCGCUGGCGGUAAUAAUAAUUAGCAAAUAAAUAAGCAACAGUUCAAUUCAGCGCUGAAAAGCGCCUAAUCACCUCAGUCAAAUCGAGCGAUCAAAUGGAAGCAUCACGAGUUUCAAAAUCAGAUUGCUCCGGUUCUUCGUAGGGUGAGCAACUGGUAAUCCGUUCCACGCGAAUUUAGGCACCUACUCGUACGAAGUCGGACAUCUAAUUGUCAAGUGAGCGGUGAGCAGUGAGCAGUGAAGAAGCUGAGGUUCGCCUAAAUCAGAGCGCACAUGCCAAAGAUAACUUCAAAUUCACAAAAUAAGUCGUGACUUGGCAGUUUAGGUGCCUCAAUCACUUCAAUCGCAUGCUUACUACAUGCUUUUACGCAAUUAUACUUGUACUGCCAGCUCGAAAGUGAAUUAGUGAAAUGGAACUUGUGCCCCUGUCAGUCGACUGGUCAGGAUAGUAAUGUGGCAAGCUAGGCGCUGCUAAUGGGCCACGCCCACAACGACGCCCACUUGUGCGGAGGCGGGGGGCGGGGCGGGCGCUCAAUCAACUUGUUCGAUGAGCAACAGUUUGCCGCAAUUUAAGUUACGCUUUGCCACCUGUCGAGCGCCAACUUCGGAAGCCUCCACCCCCAAGGACUCGCUGGCCACAGCCGAAGGACACUCGGGCCGCCGCCGACGAAUUGGCGCCCGCCUGCGCAUCCAGCGUAUAAAAGGAGCCAUCCGGCACCAGGACGCACCAGUUGGCCCAAAGGAGCGGCGCGCGUCUCUCAAGUCGGACGCACGGAAGCCAGGACAACCUGAAACUAGUGGAGAGACCCGGAAAGUUGUGCAAAGUGCUUAGUUCAAAGUUUAGUCAAUUUUAGUCAUCUGAGCCGAGAUACAUUUUCCUGUAAGUUAGAUCAAAAAUUUAAUUGCCAGUCGAUUCAGCGAGGCCAGCAUGUGACGCGCCGUGGGAAAAUGCAAUUUCCACGACCACAGCGCUAAACGGGCCGGAAAAGCGGGAAAGCGGGAAAGCUAGAGACUGCAGGUGGGCGAGGAGCAGUGAAGAACAGUGGAGAGCCGUAAGUAGAGCGCAGAUUUCGCUUUUUCUGGCCCCGGACUGAGUGCAGAUCCAGAGUUCGGCUGGCUAAGCUCGUGCCGCGAUCGGCGUACACUGCCACGCCUCCAGGCACCACGCCCCCGCCCCUGUCACGCCCCCCGCAACGCAAGAUGGACCGCAGCGGGAACUCCGAUUUCGGAGGAGCAGCUGCCACGACGGGCCGCUCGAAUCCCGCGCCCUGGAGCGACGACAAGGAGUCGCCGAACAACGAGGACGACUCCAACGAGGACGACGGCGACCACUCCACGCCCGCCAAGGUCACCGAUCCACUGGCCCCCAAGUUGGCCAACAACGAGCGCAUUUUGGUGGUGUCCGUGACGGAGCGAACGCGGGAGACCUGGGGACAGAAGGCGGAGUUCCUCCUGGCCGUGAUUGGGUUCGCGGUGGAUCUGGGCAACGUGUGGCGAUUCCCGUACAUCUGCUAUCAGAAUGGAGGCGGCGCCUUCCUGGUGCCCUACUGCCUCUUCCUCAUCUUCGGCGGACUGCCGCUCUUCUACAUGGAGUUGGCGCUGGGCCAGUUCCACCGCUGUGGCUGCCUCAGCAUUUGGAAGCGCAUCUGCCCGGCCCUAAAAGGUGUGGGCUAUGCGAUCUGCCUUAUCGACAUAUAUAUGGGCAUGUACUACAACACCAUCAUCGGGUGGGCGGUGUACUAUCUCUUCGCCUCGUUCACAUCCAAGUUGCCGUGGACGUCGUGCGACAAUCCCUGGAACACGGAGAACUGCAUGCAGGUGACCAGCGAGAACUUCACGGAACUGGCCACCUCGCCAGCCAAGGAGUUCUUCGAGCGGAAAGUGCUCGAGAGCUACAAGGGCAAUGGGCUGGACUUCAUGGGUCCGGUGAAGCCGACGCUGGCGCUCUGCGUCUUCGGGGUCUUCGUCCUGGUGUACUUCUCCCUGUGGAAGGGCGUGCGCAGUGCCGGGAAAGUUGUGUGGGUCACCGCCUUGGCCCCCUAUGUGGUGCUAAUCAUCCUGCUGGUGAGGGGAGUUUCCCUGCCCGGCGCGGAUGAGGGCAUCAAGUACUAUCUAACCCCCGAGUGGCACAAGCUGAAGAACUCCAAGGUCUGGAUCGACGCCGCAUCCCAGAUAUUCUUCUCCCUGGGCCCCGGAUUCGGUACCCUGCUGGCCCUGUCCAGCUACAACAAGUUCAACAACAACUGCUAUCGGGAUGCCCUCAUCACCAGCAGCAUCAACUGCCUGACCAGCUUCCUGGCCGGCUUUGUCAUCUUCUCCGUUUUGGGGUACAUGGCCUACGUCCAAAAGACCUCCAUCGACAAGGUGGGCCUGGAGGGCCCGGGGCUGGUGUUCAUCGUCUACCCGGAGGCCAUAGCCACGAUGAGUGGCUCGGUGUUCUGGAGCAUCAUCUUCUUCCUGAUGCUGAUUACCCUGGGCCUGGACAGCACCUUCGGCGGAUUGGAGGCGAUGAUAACAGCGCUGUGCGACGAGUAUCCGCGGGUGAUUGGCAGGCGGAGGGAGCUGUUCGUCCUGCUGCUCCUGGCCUUCAUCUUCCUGUGCGCCCUGCCCACGAUGACCUACGGCGGCGUGGUGCUGGUCAACUUCCUGAAUGUCUACGGACCUGGAUUGGCCAUUCUUUUUGUGGUCUUCGUGGAGGCUGCCGGAGUCUUCUGGUUCUACGGAGUGGACCGCUUUAGCUCGGAUGUGGAACAGAUGCUGGGCAGCAAGCCAGGCUUAUUCUGGCGGAUCUGCUGGACGUACAUUAGUCCUGUGUUCCUGCUGACCAUAUUCAUUUUCUCCAUCAUGGGCUACAAGGAGAUGCUCGGCGAGGAGUACUACUACCCGGACUGGAGCUACCAGGUGGGCUGGGCGGUCACCUGCUCAUCGGUGCUCUGCAUCCCCAUGUACAUCAUCUACAAGUUCUUCUUCGCAUCGAAGGGCGGAUGCCGCCAGAGGCUGCAGGAGUCCUUCCUGCCGGAGGAUAGCUGCGGAUCGGUGGUGCCGGGCCAGCAGGGCACCUCGGUGUGACAUGACCACGCCCAGGUACACCUCAACAUCCGCAACAGCUGCACCAGCAUCAAGAUCUACAACCUCAACUGCAGCAGCAACAGCAACAGCUUGUCACCAACAACCUCAGGGGCCGAGGGAAGGAGCUGCCAGGCCGCCUUCCACUCGAACAAUCUCAACUGCAACCACUUCUGCCCGUCGGAGGAUCUGUAUCGGAGCCGAAACCAACAACAGUAUCAUCAUCAUCAUCAUCAUCCUCAUCCUCAUCCCCAUCCUCAUCAUCAGCAUCAGCAUCGGAUCAGCAGCGAUAUCGUUAGUUCUAGUCUUAGGCAGUCGCACAGCUAUAGUUUAAGCCUCUGCUCGGUGCAGAGCAAUCCCAUGACGUCCACCAGGAUCCCACUUGCUGCCGAGGACAAUAACUGCUCGCUGCGACUCAGCAGCUGCCAGCCGCUCAAGUUCCCGCUGGCCAGCGAGUGGCUGGUCUAAGGGAAGCCUCCAGUCCACACCGGAGUCCUGCAAAGCAGCCAUUUUGCAGGGCUCCCGUGUACAGAGCUACAGGUCUGCAAUACGGAAAAGGGAGGAACUCAACGUUUGAUCUAGUUUCCGAUUGCUUUGCAGGCACACAGUAAACCUAAGUAUUCUAGUUGUUCAGCCAUCGAUGGUGUUAGCAAUGGAACCCUAGCCUUAGUUCGUAAGCGUUAACUAGCUCAGCUGUAAGUCAAGUGAAAUUUGGUAAAAUGCUUUCUAAGUAGUAACUGCUCUAAGAUAGGGAAUGCCCUGUACAAUGCAUUACUCAGUCGUUUUCGUGCUCGUGGAAAGGCAAUCGUAGCUCAGCCAUUUACGUUGCCUCUCCAGCGAGUUUAAUUUGUUUUAAAAUAUAAUUUCGGUUUUACGAAAUACAAAAACA
Messenger RNA from Drosophila erecta, 3991 nucleotides. RefSeq names its product sodium-dependent serotonin transporter. Gene Ontology annotation, cellular component: neuron projection; membrane. Gene Ontology annotation, biological process: sodium ion transmembrane transport; serotonin uptake. NCBI's taxonomy places the organism in Eukaryota, Metazoa, Arthropoda, Insecta, Diptera, Drosophilidae. The transcript has 8 exons. Gene Ontology annotation, molecular function: serotonin:sodium:chloride symporter activity; serotonin binding. Bases 1237 to 3105 code for a protein of 622 amino acids. The record is from RefSeq and is a predicted model, not a curated record.